Molecule: messenger RNA, 10581 nt
Organism: Bubalus bubalis (water buffalo)
Lineage: Eukaryota; Metazoa; Chordata; Mammalia; Artiodactyla; Bovidae
Gene: NFASC
Product: neurofascin
Exons: 33
Coding region: 622-4743 (1373 amino acids)
Biological process (GO): cell-cell adhesion; brain development
Molecular function (GO): cell-cell adhesion mediator activity
Source: RefSeq, a predicted model, not a curated record
GGGGACCCGAGUGCUUAUUAAUAAACAAGAGCAUUGUGUGGCGUCCCAUUCACAGCCUUCUCAGGGGACAUGGUGGGCUUGCGAUAACAGAGCCCUGUUUGUGCCAGGAGGGCUGGGGAGGUGGCACGUGGGAGGUGGCGAGGAGCAGGGAAGCUGCAAGCUAUUUUGACUCCACCGAGGGCCGGGCUGCCGUGUUUGCUCUGCGGCAGGCGGCCAAGGGGAAGGCCUAGCUAGGAAUUCGCUCAGGCCUGCGUCUGCCCCCCUCGGUGGCUGAGAGCACGCCUUGCUUUCCGUCCCACCUGUCCCCAUGGAGGGAGACUGAGCAGGCUCUGGGUGGACUGGCCGCCUCCCCCCGGACGGCUGGGAUGCUUGCCUCUGCCCUGUCCCUUGGCCUCCUGUACCCGCCCGCUGCCUCCUUCCAGGUUGACUGACUUCUGUGCAGUUUGGGACGCUGGAGUUCUCCUUGUCUCUGCAGCCGGGAAGGGAGCCCCCUCUGGCGUUACGGGAAGGAGGCUGAAUGAGUCAGAGACGCUGAACUCCGUCCGGGAGGCUCAGUUCCAACAACUGGAGGCAGCGAGACCUCGCGGGCCGGGGCGCGGGGCGCGAGGCCUGGUGCUCAGGAUGGCCGGGCAGCCGCCGCCCUGGGCCUACACAGCCGUCCUCCUCUGCGCGCUCAGCCUCGGCGGGGCCAUCGAGAUCCCCAUGGACCCAAGCAUUCAGAAUGAGCUGUCCCAGCCCCCGACCAUCACCAAGCAGUCCGUGAAGGACCACAUUGUAGAUCCCCGUGACAACAUCUUGAUUGAGUGUGAAGCCAAGGGGAACCCUGCCCCCAGCUUCCACUGGACGCGCAAUAGCAAGUUCUUUAACAUCGCCAAGGACCCCCGGGUGUCGAUGAGGAGGCGGUCCGGGACGCUGGUGAUCGACUUCCGCAGUGGCGGGCGGCCAGAGGAGUACGAGGGGGAGUACCAGUGCUUUGCCCGCAACAAAUUUGGCACGGCCCUGUCCAAUCGGAUUCGCCUGCAGGUGUCCAAAUCCCCCCUGUGGCCCAAGGAAAACCUCGACCCUGUCGUGGUUCAAGAAGGUGCCCCCUUGACGCUCCAGUGCAACCCCCCACCUGGGCUUCCAUCCCCGGUCAUCUUCUGGAUGAGCAGCUCCAUGGAGCCCAUCAGCCAAGACAAGCGUGUCUCGCAGGGCCAUAACGGGGACCUGUAUUUCUCUAAUGUGAUGCUGCAGGACAUGCAGACAGACUACAGCUGCAAUGCCCGCUUCCACUUCACCCACACCAUCCAGCAGAAGAACCCAUUCACCCUCAAAGUCCUGACCAACCACCCCUAUAAUGACUCGUCCUUAAGAAACCACCCUGACAUGUACAGUGCCCGAGGAGUUGCAGAGAGAACACCCAGCUUCAUGUAUCCCCAGGGCACUGCGAGCAGUCAGAUGGUGCUGCGUGGCAUGGACCUCCUACUGGAGUGCAUCGCUUCCGGGGUCCCCACACCAGACAUUGCAUGGUACAAGAAAGGUGGGGACCUGCCAUCUGACAAGGCCAAGUUUGAGAACUUCAACAAGGCCCUGCGCAUCACCAACGUGUCUGAGGAAGACUCUGGGGAGUAUUUCUGCCUGGCCUCCAACAAGAUGGGCAGUAUCCGGCACACGAUCUCGGUGAGAGUGAAGGCUGCUCCCUACUGGCUGGAUGAACCCAAGAACCUCAUCCUGGCUCCUGGCGAGGAUGGGAGACUGGUGUGUCGAGCCAAUGGGAACCCCAAGCCCACGGUCCAGUGGAUGGUGAACGGGGAACCUUUGCAAUCGGCACCGCCCAACCCCAACCGUGAGGUGGCCGGGGACACCAUCAUCUUCCGUGACACGCAGAUCAGCAGCCGGGCCGUGUACCAGUGCAACACCUCCAACGAGCACGGCUACCUGCUGGCCAACGCCUUCGUCAGCGUGCUGGACGUGCCGCCUCGGAUGCUGUCGCCCCGGAACCAGCUCAUCAGGGUGAUCCUGUACAACCGGACCCGGCUGGACUGCCCGUUCUUUGGGUCUCCCAUCCCCACGCUCCGAUGGUUUAAGAAUGGACAAGGAAGCAACCUGGAUGGUGGCAACUACCACGUCUAUGAGAACGGCAGUCUGGAGAUCAAGAUGAUCCGGAAAGAGGACCAGGGCAUCUACACCUGUGUUGCCACCAACAUCCUGGGCAAAGCAGAGAACCAGGUCCGCCUCGAGGUCAAAGACCCCACGAGGAUCUACCGGAUGCCUGAGGACCAGAUCGCCAAGAGGGGCACCACGGUGCAGCUGGAGUGCCGCGUGAAGCACGACCCCUCCCUGAAGCUCACGGUCUCCUGGCUGAAGGACGACGAGCCGCUCUACAUCAGCAACAGAAUGAAGAAGGAGGAGGAUUCCCUGACCAUCUUCGGCGUGGCCGAGCGGGACCAGGGCAGCUACACGUGCGUUGCCAGCACUGAGCUGGACCAAGACCUGGCCAAAGCCUACCUGACCGUACUAGCUGAUCAGGCCACUCCAACUAACCGUUUGGCUGCCCUUCCCAAAGGACGACCGGACCGACCCCGGGACCUGGAGCUCACCGACCUGGCUGAGAGAAGCGUGAGGCUGACCUGGAUCCCAGGGGACGACAACAACAGCCCCAUCACAGACUACGUCGUCCAGUUUGAAGAAGACCAGUUCCAGCCAGGGGUCUGGCACGACCAUUCCAAGUUCCCGGGCAGUGUCAACUCAGCUGUGCUCCGGCUGUCACCCUACGUCAACUACCAGUUCCGGGUCAUCGCCAUCAAUGAGGUGGGCAGCAGCCACCCCAGCCUCCCAUCUGAGCGCUACCGAACCAGCGGAGCACCCCCCGAGUCCAACCCCUCUGAUGUGAAGGGAGAGGGGACCAGGAAGAACAACAUGGAGAUCACGUGGACGCCCAUGAAUGCCACCUCCGCCUUCGGCCCCAACCUGCGCUACAUCGUCAAGUGGCGGCGGAGAGAGACCCGCGAGACCUGGAACAACGUCACCGUGUGGGGCUCCCGCUACGUGGUAGGGCAGACCCCCGUCUAUGUGCCCUACGAGAUCCGAGUCCAGGCUGAAAAUGACUUUGGGAAGGGCCCUGAGCCGGACACCAUCAUCGGUUACUCUGGAGAAGAUUAUCCCAGGGCUGCACCCACAGAUGUUAAAAUCCGAGUCCUGAACAGCACCGCCAUCAGCCUUCAGUGGAACCGCGUCUACUCCGACACGGUCCAGGGCCAGCUCAGAGAAUAUCGAGCCUACUACUGGAGGGAGAGCAGCUUGCUGAAGAACCUGUGGGUGUCUCAGAAGAGGCAGCAAGCUGGCUUCCCCGGCGACCGCCUGCGUGGUGUGGUGUCCCGCCUCUUCCCCUACAGUAACUACAAGCUGGAGAUGGUUGUGGUCAAUGGGCGAGGCGAUGGGCCUCGCAGUGAAACCAAGGAGUUCACCACCCCGGAAGGAGUACCCAGUGCCCCCAGGCGUUUCCGAGUCCGGCAGCCCAACCUGGAGACAAUCAACCUGGAAUGGGAUCAUCCAGAACACCCCAAUGGGAUCCUGAUUGGAUAUACUCUCAAAUACGUGGCCUUUAAUGGAACCAAAGUAGGAAAGCAGAUAGUGGAAAACUUCUCUCCCAAUCAGACCAAGUUCAUGGUGCAAAGAGCAGACCCCGUGUCGCGCUACCGCUUUUCCCUCAGUGCCAGGACGCAGGUGGGCUCAGGGGAAGCAGUCACGGAGGAGUCGCCAGCACCCCCGAAUGAAGCCACGCCAACCGCAGCGCCUCCCACGUCGCCCCCGACCACGGUGGGCGCGCCCGGCACGGCGAGCAGUACCGAUGCCACUGCCGCCGCCGCCGCCACCGAAGCCACAACAGUCCCCACCGUCCCACCUACCACCACCGCCACCACCGAAGCCACAACAGUCCCCACCGUCCCACCUGUCGCACCUACCACCACCGCCACCACCGAAGCCACAGCCUCCACCGCCACCACCACCACCACGGAGAGUCCCGCCACCACCUCCAGGACUGAGAUCCAAGAAUCCGCCCCCGACGAGCAGUCCAUCUGGAACGUCACUGUGCUCCCCAACAGUAAAUGGGCCAACAUCAGCUGGAAGCACAAUUUCGGGCCCGGAACUGACUUUGUGGUUGAGUACACCGACAGCAAUCAUACGAAAAAAACUGUCCCUGUUAAGGCGCAGGCCCAGCCCGUACAGCUGACAGACCUCUAUCCCGGGAUGACAUACACGUUGCGCGUUUAUUCCCGGGACAACGAGGCCAUCAGCAGCGCCGCCGUCACCUUUAUGACCAGUGCAGCCUACACCAACAACCAGGCGGACAUUGCCACCCAGGGCUGGUUCAUCGGGCUCAUGUGCGCCAUCGCCCUGCUGGUGCUGAUCCUGCUCAUCGUCUGUUUCAUCAAGAGGAGUCGCGGCGGCAAGUACCCCGUGCGAGAAAAGAAGGAUGUGCCCCUUGGCCCUGAAGACCCCAAAGAAGAGGAUGGCUCCUUUGAUUACAGUGACGAGGACAACAAGCCCCUGCAGGGCAGCCAGACGUCCCUGGACGGCACCAUCAAGCAGCAGGAGAGCGACGACAGCCUGGUGGACUAUGGCGAGGGCGGCGAGGGCCAGUUCAACGAGGACGGCUCCUUCAUCGGCCAGUACACGGUCAAGAAGGACAAGGAGGAGACGGAGGGCAACGAGAGCUCGGAGGCCACGUCACCAGUCAACGCCAUCUAUUCUCUGGCCUAGCGGAGCCUUGCAGGCACAGCCGCUACUCCGCAAGCAGGAGGGGGAAGGGGGGAGAUGAGCCGCUGCAGACCUGCCCCAGAGCCGCCACCACCUUCAGGGACGGGGGGGACAGCAUGAGAGGCUGCCAAGCUGCGAGGGUCGGCGACCGCCCAGCCGACUGCAAGCCCCCUCCCGAUGACCCCCCUGGUGCCACCUGUGGGCAAGCUGCUGCCUCGGCUCAGCUCCGCCGGAGGGAGCCCCGGUGUCUCGCUCAGCCUCACGGUCACCCCAGGCCUCCACCACACUGCCCACCCUGACCUCCACACACACACACACACACACACCAGGUUUCUGCUGGUUACCGUCCUUCUCGUUGUCUCUGUUUUUGCUCCGUGAGUCUUCCCCCUCAGACCCAACAUGUCCAUUUUCUUUUCCAUUUGAAGAAAUGUCCCUGGAAAAAGAAACAAUAGGCGGAUUCUCCCCCAGGAAACUGCAAGAUAAGCAAAAAGGAUUGAUCUGUAAGCGAACAUACAGAAGAGCUAUAGUAUUCAAACCGCUGCUGGGCCCAUGUAUUUCCCAAGGAUGCCUUUCUCAUCACAUGCCUCCCCCGGCCCCCAACCCCUCUGCCUCAACCUUGUCAGCUGCUGAGCUGGGCUUGGCGCCUUUCUGGGAAACGACAGUAUUUUUGGCAGGGAGGGAGAGGGGGUCAGGCCUCCUUGCCUGGCUCUGGUUCAGCUGGGGGGGUGGGCUUACCUCUUGCUCCUCACUCUCACCCUGCCCCUUGCUCUGGAGCAUCCGAGACAAAAGCUGUGCUGACUGAAGGAGUCUGAGGAACAGGAGUGGGCACCAAGGCGAAGGACUUUGGCUCCUGUGACCGUGUACCUCAAGCAGAGGGAAGCCAGGCGUCUGGUCCCUGGGGAGCCGUGCCCACCUCGAGAGAGAAGGGAAGGGCUGGGUUUGGACUGCCUUCCUCCUCAUCAGUGAGACUCAGGCUGUGGGGCAGAGGACCGCGCCCCCCGCAUGCAGGGUGGGGGCUGCCCCGCACCGGGUCAGGGCCUGUGCUGCUGCCCCCGGGAGACGGACCCCACGGUGCGAAGGCUGUGCUGGUGUGCCUGGGGGUGGAUCUGCACUCCCCUUGCGUGUCUGGCAGGUAGCCUCUCCUCGGUCGGCUCUGUGUGACAGUGGAUCUGGUGUUUUAUGGUGUGUGGAUGGGGCGCGGCUACCCCCAGGACCGAGCCUGCGAGUCCGUUCCUUAGGGUGUUCACGUAUCAGGAGCCCCCGCAGGACCGCGGUACUUGGUGCUGCAGAGCAGGGCCUGGCAGCGCUCUUCCUAUGCCUUACGCAGCUCUGACCUGUCCCUGCAGUUCCCAGGUCCGCAGCCCCUCCCUGCAAGCCUUGAAGCCUCCAGUGACACCUGUCUCAAGGAGAGCGGGGCGGCCUAUGCAAGCAUCCCAGCAGCACCCGAAGCAGCCACUCAAAACAUGCCCCAGAUGGAGACACUCGAAGACCUGUGGUUCUCAGAGACCCAGGGCUCUGCCUUUAUCCUCCCCACCUAUUCCAUUUUGAAACCAAAGGUACCUAGCCUCAGAGAGAGAAAUCUUGAGCCUAAGGGUAGCCCUUCAGCUGUUGCUGCAGCUAGAGUUGCUUUUAGGAGGGUGGAGCUGACCCCCAGAGUGGACCGCCUGCCACAGACACAGUCUCUGCAGGGAGCUUCUGGCUGCUUGCCAGGGCACCUAGGCAGGAGCAGCACUGUGUCCUUCAGAGACCUUAUUCAAGCCUCGUUUGCCACACGUUUAAGCCACAAAGGUAUUAGCAAUGCUUACGUCACUUACUGGUCAGGUGAAGGUCAAGCCCCUAGACACGGGCACUCGGUCUGCGGAUAAGGAAAGGCAGCCCCGAGCCACCCCAGCUGUGCUGUUUGAGCCUGAGGGCAGGCAGCUCUCCACUGGCCCAGGCCGCGGGAGGUGUGCGAGCAGGAGGCCUGGAUGGGCUCUUGUGGUCAGAGCGAAAGGGUGACCGACAGGGGCUGAGGAGCCAGCUCAGGGGCGCCUUCCCGGGCACUCACGCCCCCACCUGCCUGGAUGCCGCUGCGCGUUCCCGGAGCCUGGGCAGGGAAUGGCAGGGAGGUGUGCCUGUGAGCUGGAUUUCUCGGAAACGCUCUGGAUCUGAGCAGAGCAGUCGUUUCUCAGGCCUUCACUCCACACCGCACUGUGUGCACUCAGCGCGCUGGAGGCGAGCUCUGCAGGCGGGGUGGGCGCCGAGCUGUCAUCAAAGCAUCCCCUGCCUCAGGAAAGCCCUGCACACGACCGAUGACGGGAAGGGGUUCUGCUCCCGGGGCCUCGGGGGGCGGGACCUCUCAGCUGUGUCCUGCCAGGCUUGCCCUCCCUGUGUGUGAAGGCAGUGCCGCCAGCCGCCUUGCACUGCUGCGCUGAGAGCCACACACCACGUGCCCGCCACCCUCCUGGCAGGCAGGGCCAGGUCGUCCCGAGCGAAGACGGCAGGGGCCCAGAGGGCUCUGUGGGCCGCAGGCUUAGGCCGAGGAGAGUCCAUCUUCCGCGGAGCCCGCGCCAGAGCCCACCCAGCUCAGCCGGAGAGCAGUAUUGUCCAACGCUCCCUGCCAAGCAGGGUGCUCAAGAGCCACCCCAAACAUACCCACCGCAAUGCCAGGAGAGCUCCACCACCGGAGCUAAGGCCUGCCUGGCCGGGGGCAGGGGAGGGGGCGGAAGUGUAGGCCGUUUCCGGCUCCGGAAACCCCCGGCCUGAGCCCCCGUCCGCCCGCGGGGCUCAGCCAUGGCGUCUCCUCCUCUCAGCCGUCUGUCCAUCCCUCCGCUCCGCAGAUGCUCGGGAGCAGCUGGCCUGAGCCCUGGAGACCGCGGUGACGGGCAGCCGCGGCCCCUGUCCUCAGCGCUGAGUAUCGUGACAGGCGGUGUUGACGGGAGCGCUCUGCAUGCUCGAGCCACCCGUGGCUGUAGGUUGAAGGGAAGGUCCUUGCGGGGAUAGCUUGCUUCCCCAUUCUGGGCCGGAUGGCAACGGUCCUCUUGGGUCGCUGUGCUCUGCACUUGAGGCAGGCUGCUUGACUUGUCUGUAUUUCGGUGCCUCUGUCUCCCCUAGUCAGUCCCUCCUCUGAAAACCUGUCCCCACAGAGGGGCAUGAGCCCAGCUAAAGGAGCGGGUGCCAGUCUCUAGGAAGCACACUGCAGGGCUGGGGGACAGUGCCUGCCCCUUGGCCGGGGUCGUGGUGAACAGACCUCUUCGCCCCUUGCCUUGCUUUUGAGGAAAUGGUUGAGCUUACAUUUGUCCCCGUCCAUCGCCUUGGCCCCCUUCCCAGCAAGUCCUGAGGCCUAGAGAAACGUUCGCCUGUCUGAGAGGCUGCCGGGGUCACGACUGCUCUCACCACGAGGACUUCUGUGGCCUGGGCCCAGAGAGUACCUUCAUGAUUUCCCUGAACACAGUUAGCCUUAGAAGAGGGCUGGAAACAGAUCCGUGGAUGUUUGUGGCUUUUCCAGCCAAGGGAGGGCCUCCCCUGCUCACACUCAGCACCCGCACGGACAUGCACAUGCAGGCUGAGGCCCCAUCGCCGGGCAGCACUAUCAGGAGGAACAAUACAAAGCGUGACCUUGUCUGGAAGAGGCUGAGUCCACUCCCAGAUGCGGAGAUGAAGUGUGAAGGGCUGUGGGGAAGUGUGUUGGAAGUGUUGGGGCAGCGGUCGGAGGCUGCCCGUGCCGGACCCCAUCUGGGUGAUUCCUGUGGGCAAACCCAGGACAGAGUCUGAUCCAAAGGAGAGGGAUUUCUCCCGGGGAACAACACGGGCUGCAGCUCUCCAAGGCUCCUGGAGCCCUCUGCAGGAUCAAGGCCAAGUCACAGAGCACCCCCAAAAGCCGUGUGACGAGAGCGGUGGGGGUUUCCCACCCUCGCCUCAGUCUUUGCGAGGCUGCUCUGCUAAGGGCUGAAGGGAGGAGGCUUCCUGGCCUCUCAGCUCGGGGGCGGGAGGGCAUCUCCGUGGGAGGACGCAGCGCACGCUCCGUUUGUGAUGCCUCGGUCACUCCGCCAGCAGCCGCAUACACGCCGGCCCGUGCUGUGAUUCGGUCCCCAGGAAAAAAACCAGUCUGAGGAUCCUGGUUGAUCACUACAUGGUGGGCUUAGGAGGUGCAUAGAGGGAGAUCCUUGAUUAAAAUAAAUCAGAGGAGUCAACAAAUAAAGCAAAGAGCUUGAAAUUAUGGAAGGACAGUCAGUGGCCUUUGCAGAGCCCAACUCCUGGGCAGCCCCUCUUCAGGACAGGCAGGGGCCACCAGUGGGAGUUCACGCCGAACUAUGGCUGUGCCCAGCCUGCCCAGCUUACCUUCCCUCCGCUACUGAGAACAGGUUCUGAGAAGGGACAGGGAAAGGAGGACAGCCAUCCAGGGAAGCUGCCAGACCCCACCACACGGAGUCUCAAGCCAAAACCAGUGCCCCCUACUGGUCUGUUAGUAUUAAAUGGUGGUUUCAUCAUAAUAAGGAUGGAAGUGAAAUAGAUACAAAGCUUAAACAGGAUCAGAUUUCAGCAUGCAGAGGAACCACAGAGCUGAUCUGAUUGAAAUGACUCAUUGUACGGUCAAAUCCAGAGAGGAGAAGGGACUGUCCGCAGUCACACAGCUGGUAAAUCGAGGUGAGGUCCGGCCUUGAACUCGGGCCCUCUGACUCCUUGUGCAGUGUUCUUUCAUCUCAGCACAGCUGGAAACAGCGGUGUUCCCGCCGUGGACACAGUGAUGUUCCUUAAGAUCUGGCCCACAUUCUUUUCUGCUUCUCCCACAUGCCCUUAUACCUCCACAAAUGAAAUCACAGGAUUUUUCUGAGUCCCAGAUCAGUCAGUCUGCCAGCCCGUGGUGAACCGGUUGUGCUAUUCAGGAGAGACCCAGGCCAGGAGAAGAGGGACCAGCUGAUUGGUGUUUGUCACCACGAAGCUCUCCCCUCGGGUGGCAUCUCUUGCCCCCAGCAUACUGCGUCCCCGCGAGAGGGGGCCUGGUGGGCUCUGUGCCCUCCACCCUGGCCACGGAGGCCUAUGGGCUCUGUGCCCUCCACCCUGGCCACAGGGCGCCGGAGGGAAGCGGGGCCGUGGAAGUUCUGCCCCCAGAUCUGCUGGGCUGGCGUGCAGCCCAUGCAAAGACUUCAGUGAAGCAAUAAACACAAAACUCCGGGAGACGAAAUGCAGGGUUUUGUGCACGUCUCUUGUUUCUCUUAAAGAGGAUGCAGGUCGGACGACUGCCCUGUUCUCCUUUCUGACUCCCAGACUCAGUGUUCUCAGUCAGCUGUCCCCUGCCCGGCUCCCAGCUCUGUGCCAGCCUUGCGCCCUCCUGCUCUGAGCACCGGUCACCUGUGACGUGGCCGCUCUGUCCUGCCCCUCCCUCCCCCACACUGGGCCGCAGGGACCUCUGGCCCCGCAGCCUCCCCAGCACACACAUUUUCCAGUUUGUUCCGUUCAGCGGGGAAAUCUUUUCCAAAUGUUUCCAUCUCUUCCCACAUACCCACACACCCACAAGUUGGUCUGAUCUUUUUUUCCCAUUGGUUAAAUAUUUUCACUCACCAUGGCACACCUUGUUUUAACCCCUCUCACAUCAUGUUCUUUCCUUUUUUCGAGUUAUUUUGCAUUAACCAACCUUGUCAGCGACAGAUGCGUAUCUGAGGGUGUCAUGCUCGACCUUCAGCAGGGAAGGCUUCUGGGCCAUGGAGGACCAUCUAAUACGUGGACUUAUAAACUGGCUGCAUGAACAAUGGAAAGGCCAAAUUAUUCAGAAUUUUUUUUUGAAUCACUGUAAAAAAAAAAAAAACUGAUUUCUUUUGUAUAGAGAACACUAAACGUAUAAUAAAAGUUGUUCACAAUGGA